AUUGAGAAUGACGAAGAGUAGCUAGCUAGCGAGAUACGGCGAUAUUACAGGGUAGUUGACAGAGAGCCGUAAGCCAUUAUACAACGCGAUGUGUGACAGUGGACAGUGCAGGGUUUAGCAGCCCCUUCAUCUGCUGUCUUCCAUUGUUACAGUCUGCAGUGUAACGUGAACUUACUGUCCGUGCUGAAGGAACACACAGGUGCUGAUUUAAAAACUUUGAACUCUGCUUUUGAUAGCAGCUGAACUUCGAACUGUCAGUUUAGAGACAAAACUAGCUAACUCUGCCUCAGAGUUUCAUAUCUGGUCCAAUAUCUCUAAACUUGGGCACUGAAGUUAUCGGCAUUGCCAGAAAACACUAAGUGAAAGUGCAAAGUGCCUUAUUUCCUUGCUCGGUGAACCCCUUCAGUCUGAAGACAAGAAGAUGGCUGAUAAAGUGGCUGACUUGCCCAGUGGCCCGCUGGAUAUCUACAGGAACAAAGCUUCUUUCAACUGGAAGGACAUGCUCUGCUUCUUAGACGGAGAGGAAAUCAUUGCAUUCAAGCAACAAGUGUUCCAGGCCCUUGAGAAUGACCCUCUGUUUGCACGUCGGCCCGGCGAAGACGUCCCUCUCGAAAAAAUGAGAGAGCUGACCUUCCUCAGGGUAAAGCAGCUCUUCCGCUAUGACUUCCUGACAAAAGAAGAGGUGAUGGCUAACCCCUGGAAGUCUAUAACGCUCAGUGAUUGCCUGGGCAUGUACGACUGGGCCAUGGGGGCCAAGUACUUUCUCAACAAAGGGAUGUUUGGAGCGACUGUUGCCAACUCAGGAUCAGGGAGACACAGCAAAUAUGUUGAAAACACUGAAGACAUGACGACUUUUGGAUGCUUUGGACUGACUGAGCUGAGCCACGGCAGCAACACCAGAGCCAUGAGGACCACAGCAACAUAUGACCCCUCCACCCAGGAGUUUGUGAUCAACUCUCCGGACUUUGAGGCCGCCAAGUUCUGGGUGGGGAACAUGGGUAAGACUGCGACCCACGCUGUGGUGUUCGCUCAGCUCUACACACCUGACCAGGUGUGCCACGGCCUGCACUCCUUCGUUGUGGCGUUGAGAGAUCCCAAGACCCUGCUAGCUCUGCCUGGGGUGCUGGUUGGAGACAUGGGCAAGAAGCUGGGGCAGAACGGACUGGAUAACGGGUUUGCUUUGUUUCAUAACGUGAGGAUCCCUCGGGAGAAUCUGCUGAAUAAGACGGGAGAUGUUUCUCCUGAUGGCCGCUAUGUUACACCAUUUAAGGACCCUAACAAGCGUUUCGGGGAGUCUCUGGGUGCCCUGUCAGGGGGCAGGGUGUCCAUCACCAGGAUGGCUUUGGUCAACCUGAAGCUUGCUCUGGUUGUUGCCAUCCGCUUCUCAGCCACCAGGAGACAGUUUGGACCCAAAAACACAGAGGAGAUUCCUGUGUUGGAGUACCAGUUACAGUGCUCAGCUGGCUCCAUGCUAAACAUCACGAUGGCGUGCGUAUUGAGUCUCCUCUCCACACUGUGGAUUUCCUGGAUGAUUCCCACACGAUCCUGGAAAGCAGGUUCACAGCAAGAACAAUGGAGGAGUGUAUGGACUCUGCAGUGCCACUGGCAGCCUAUAAGUGGCUGGUGUGUUUCCUGCUGGAAGAGAGCCAGAAGAAGCUGGAGCAGGAGAUGGCCUCGGGAAAGGAUGAUUUUGAGGCCCGUAACAACAGCCAGGUCUACUACUGUCGCUCCCUGGCCAUGGCCUACAUAGAACACAACUGCCUCCAGAGGUUUCAUGAGCUGAUUACUGAUACGGACACACCAGCUGGUCUCAGACCUGUACUAAGCAAGCUGUGUGCCCUGUAUGGGCUGUGGAGCCUCAGCAACCACAUGGCCACACUCUACCAGGGUAAUUACUUCAGUGGAAGGGAGCCCACAGAGUUUGUCCAGAUGGCCAUUCUCACUCUCUGCUCCCAGCUGAAGGAUGAUGCAGUAGCAUUGGUGGAUGUUUUGGCCCCUACUGAUUUCAUUCUCAACUCACCUAUUGGCAACGCUGAUGGACAGCUUUACAAGAACCUGUGGUCGACAGUGAUGCAGGGCAGCCAGGUGCUGGAACGGCCUUCCUGGUGGAAAGAGUUCUGCUCAGACAAGCCGGUGGUCGGAUCCCUCCGGCCAAAACUCUAGAACCCACUCAACAACCUCACUUUACCACAUUCUACGUGCAAUCAAAAAUUGAAGGUCCAUACACAUAACCUAUUGCCAAAAAAGGGUCCAGAAUCUUACAGACAGAGUACCUUAUCAAGUGUUUAUUAUGAAACGUUGGGUUCCAGAUG
Messenger RNA from Etheostoma spectabile (orangethroat darter), 2312 nucleotides. Its product is annotated as peroxisomal acyl-coenzyme A oxidase 3. Gene Ontology annotation, molecular function: FAD binding; fatty acid binding; pristanoyl-CoA oxidase activity. The record is from RefSeq and is a predicted model, not a curated record. Gene Ontology annotation, biological process: lipid homeostasis; fatty acid beta-oxidation using acyl-CoA oxidase. Gene Ontology annotation, cellular component: peroxisome. Lineage: Eukaryota; Metazoa; Chordata; Actinopteri; Perciformes; Percidae.